Raphanus sativus (radish) is the source of this 623-nucleotide messenger RNA. RefSeq names its product pentatricopeptide repeat-containing protein At5g61370, mitochondrial-like. Gene Ontology annotation, biological process: RNA splicing. The transcript has a single exon. Gene Ontology annotation, molecular function: protein binding. The annotation marks the transcript as partial. The record is from RefSeq and is a predicted model, not a curated record. NCBI's taxonomy places the organism in Eukaryota, Viridiplantae, Streptophyta, Magnoliopsida, Brassicales, Brassicaceae.
AUGAUUUCGAUAGUCAGAUCAAACGGGUUUGCAUUUCUAACGAACACUUCAAAACCUACACGCUAUUUAUGCUCUCAUCACUCGGUAGACCAUGCAUCGACGGAGUUGCAGGAAGAAGUUAUUCGCAUUGUUUCUUCCCACAUUGGUGGUCUUGAUGACCUUGAAGAAAACUUGAACAAGGUUUCGGUUUCUACAUCACCCAACUUCGUUACCCAAGUGAUUGACUCCUGUAAGAACGAGACUUCACCGAGAAGGCUGUUGAGAUUCUUCUCCUGGUCUUGUAAAGGCCUUGGCUCCAGUUUACAGGACAAGGAGUUCAACCACGUCUUGAGAGUUUUGUCUGAGAAGAAGGACUACACAGCUAUGCAGAUACUCUUAUCAGAUCUCAGGAAGGAGAAUCGGGCCAUGGAUAAGCAAACGUUUAGCCUCGUUGCUGAAACUCUGGUUAAGAUUGGUAAAGAAGAAGACGCAAUAGGUAUCUUCAAGAUCUUGGACAAGUUUUCUUGCCCACGAGAUAGCUUCACGGUGACGGCUAUUAUAAGCGCGCUCUGCUCAAAGGGACAUGUGAAGAGAGCAUUGGGAGUUAUGCACCAUCACAAGGACUUAGUAUCCGGUAACGAACU